Tremella mesenterica DSM 1558 is the source of this 831-nucleotide messenger RNA. RefSeq lists its product as uncharacterized. Bases 1 to 831 code for a protein of 276 amino acids. The record is from RefSeq and is a predicted model, not a curated record. The transcript is spliced from 2 exons. Lineage: Eukaryota; Fungi; Basidiomycota; Tremellomycetes; Tremellales; Tremellaceae.
AUGACAUCAAACAAAUCGGCGACUGAAAGAACGCUCUUUGUUUCGAUAUUCUCCUCACCUUCAGAUCUCCCAGCUUCAAAUCGCCCUCACAACACACCACCUGAGAUUCAAGAUAGUUUACAACUACUCAAUCUUAUCAUGGAACAGACCAACCAGGAAGAGACAUACAAGGAGGACUCUACGAUGGUUCAACAUCCACACACAGGUCUUGAACCCUUCUCCGUUUUCUCUCUCUUUUCCAGUAUUGGUCUUAAGGUAGCGCGCGCGACCACAAGAACAGAGAAAUUGAUUCUUCUGAGCAGGAUGGAUGAAAUGUCCUUUGCAAUCAGUACAUUAGCAAAGCUCUUUCCUUCGGCAUGUCAUCAACAGAUUCCCUGGGAAUUAGAGAACUCCUUGAGCAGAUUCAUAUGCUUGGUGAAGGGAGGCAGCAGGCAUUAUACCCUGCCUUCCCCAUACUUGUCAAGCCUUGGGGGAUCUGUUCAAGCACUUCAUUCAACCAUAGCCAGCAUCAAUAACAGUGGUUUCGGAUGGAGAUGGGCUUUGAGAGAUCUAUUAAAUAAACAGACUCCCGAUUCAUGUACUCCUGAACUUGCCACAAGGGUUCAUGUAGUAUACGAAGAAGCAUUGCAAGAAGUUGAUAUGGCGGCUUUCAUGUUGGAGACCAUGUGCGAGACCUGUGGGGAUGAGAUGGGAACUUUGAUUUGGAAGACUGUUGGAUAUGGAGUUGAGAACGAGGUGAAAAAGGCAAUUGAGGCAGAUCAGGUUGGUAUCCGAGCAGUUUCGACGUCAGCGGGGAUCAAGACCUACCAAGAGGGAAUGAGACGUGUCUGA